Messenger RNA from Corticium candelabrum, 3204 nucleotides. RefSeq lists its product as uncharacterized. The transcript is spliced from 5 exons. The coding region runs from base 1 to 2853 and encodes 950 amino acids. Gene Ontology annotation, biological process: protein phosphorylation. Lineage: Eukaryota; Metazoa; Porifera; Homoscleromorpha; Homosclerophorida; Plakinidae. Gene Ontology annotation, molecular function: ATP binding; protein kinase activity. The record is from RefSeq and is a predicted model, not a curated record.
AUGCAAAGUCGAACUUCAACUAGAGCUUACUUAGGUAGAGGUCAAGGCUAUUCGACUCUUUUCGUCCGGCUUAGUUCCGGCGACGCUGAGAUCGAUGCCACUGGUCAAUGUCGGUACGCCGAUUCUGCCAAAGACACUCAAUUCUUUCUUUGCGUACGUCUGAACGUACUCUUUCUUUUCGUUGCGGCAAUCAAGAAACAGCAGAUUCUGCAAAUAACGAUCAAAUGUUACUUGUCUGCCGUACAUCACCUGCGUAUUCAAUAUGGCGAUGGAGACCCGUUUGCGUCUGCUCUUCUCCAACUAACAUAUGUUCUGCGUGGAGUGCGCCGCACGCAGGGUGAAGGCGACGUUCGUCAGCGUCUUCUCAUCACACCGAUGGAGCUCCGCGCGAUCAAGGCCGUCUGGUCUCAGCAGCCUUUCAGCUACAAUACGGUUAUGCUCUCGACCGCGUACUGCACGGGUGUGGUCGGUUUUCUGAUUGCGGGCAAAUUCAUCGUGUUAUCAUUGUCGGCCUUCGUCCCUGCAUCUCACCUCACACCUCAUGAUAUUACGACCGAUUCUCACGAGAACCCAAACCUUGUGCGUUUGCACCUCAAGCAGUCAAAGGCUGGUUGUUUACUGAAAGCGUGGGAGAAAUCACCAUGUAAAGAAUUACUUUCACCAGAUUCGGCAAUUUUUGUUGCAAACAAGUGGGAUUUGGUAAAGAGAAACGAAAAAGACAAGACGUCAGAUAUUCUUAAAGAACAACUCAAGCAACGGUGGCGAGGCUUCAAAAGUCAUCAGCUGUUAACAAUCAACUCAAUGCUAGCUGAAGCAUGUCGGGACAGCACAGGCGAGUCAACUCCAGAGCUAAUAGCUGUCUGUAAAGCUAUUACAAAAAUGCUUCCAGGGUCACUCAACAACAUUAUUGCAAAAUCUCUAAGAAGACCUUGUGACUUCAUAAUCUUUACCGAGAAUUUGUUGAAAAGUGCUCUGAGGCAGCUGAAAUUUCCUGUUGAACAAAGACAGAAGAAGAAAACUGAGAGCUGGGAUGAUCUACACAAAGUUGAGACAUUGCUAGAAAAGAUGAAAAUGGAAGUCAAUGCAAAGAUUGGUGAUCUCAAAAUGAGGUUUUUAUCUCACCUGGAGUCGAAAGUGGUUCGUGAAAGUUUUCAUAAAUUGGAUAUAUUAUCCCUAUCAGUUGAAGAGAAGGCAGCCUUUGAUGCCAAAAACGUAGCACAAUUCGUAGCUAUAAGACUAGGUCAGAUUGCAGAAGAUUUCCUAGACACAAGCGAGUUUCGAGAAUGGGCUAACACAAAGUUGAAGAAAGAUGUUACGGAAGCACGGAGAUUGCUCCAUACAACUAGUUUGCGCAUUCAUGGUCCUCAUGCAUACAAAAGGUCAGCAGUACCCUCAGUGGUAGAAACAAUUCAUGCUUUCGCGACAUUUGAAAUAGCCAUGGGUACAGGAGCUGUCGCAAGUGCAAUCACAGGAAUGCUGAUAGGACAGUUUGUCUUUGAGGCUGGAGUAUCAAUAACAAUUGUAGGAAGCGCAACUGUUAUAGGUGCACUAGUAGCUUUUCCUAUAGGACUCGCUCUUGGCGCAGUUGGUGCGGCGGCUAUUUUAGCAACCAGAAUACAACUGAAAAAAAAGAAGGUGGAAGCUUUUCAAAAAAAUGUGAAAGAAGUUUAUGACAAGAGAAUCACGAACAAAGACAAACAUUUAACAUUUGUAAACAACCUGAUCUCGACGUUGGCAAAGUGUCGUUGUCCGCUUGUAGAAGAUCUAUUAGACACACUUCCUCAAAUGCAUGAUCAACUGCACAAAACCUUACUUGGAAUUGAAAAGGCAAAGGAGGAAAAUUGUCCAAAGUAUAAAGAAUUGUUAAGCAAAUUUCAGAACCUAAAUGGCAAAGUAUCAAUUUUGACUCUCCAAUGCAUGCCUCACAAAUUUACCAGCAAUGAUAUCUUGUGGCCACAGUCGAACCCACCAGUAGGUAGUGGAAGUUUUGCUGACGUUUACAAACUCACCAUUCCUGGAGAGGGUAAAGUUGCACUAAAAGUAAUAAAACAUGAUAUUACACAGGGAAACACAGCUUCUGAAGUGAAGAACGAAUUUGAAGUUUGCAGAAAAUUCAAUCAUGAGAACAUUGUCAAGUUUUUGGGGUCAGUACAACUCUCGUUACACCCUUUGAAGAUAGGAUUGUUGUACGAAUGGUGCGACAGCGGAACUUUGGCUUCUUUUAUUAAAGAUGCCCAGAAGGAACCAGCUUACACAAUACAUGGCUUUCCCAUUGCUCGAAGUCUUGCACUGGAUAUGCUCAAUGGGAUUCGUUAUCUACAUGACAAUGGCAUCAUUCAUAGAGAUAUGAAACCUGAAAAUGUGCUCAUAACAGGUCAGAAAAGCGUGCGUCUUGCAGACAUGGGACUGUCAAAGCCAAUCGAACAAGUGAAAGGUACACUAUGUGGAACACUGUGGUACAUAGCACCGGAAGUAUUUCGUGAAAAGCCGUACACAGAACUGGUAGAUAUUUUUAGUUUCGGGAUCAUUAUGUGGGAGCUAUGGAACAAAAAACGAGUUAAUGAAGUCACAGAGCCACCUCUGUUCCAGCGUUUUUUGGAGAGGGUAGAGACAGGUGAGCUACGUCCAGGUGACGGACAAUUUAUUGGUGAAGAGAUCCCGUACGGAACCCUCUCCGAAUCUCAACGUAAUCAGCAACUCAAGCCAGCUACUGCAGUCGAUGUGCCUCCGACUACAAUUAAAGCGUGGGCAGAUGCUGCAAGAGCAUGCUGGUCAUCAAAUCCUGAUAGUCGGCCAUCAGCACAUACAACGCAUGAAAUAAUAUGUGCUAUAACUGUUAGACGCGACGACUGACUACGUAUUAAAACUCGUAAUACAUGCGAGCCAUUCUUACUACAAAGGUGUCAAGUGUUCUGUGCAUUUGAAUGUGGUAUAGGCCGUGACUGAACACCAUAACUGCUUCUAAUAUAUGUAGUUGUUGUUGCUGUUUGCAUGUUAAAAAGUCGCGAUUCGUGUGAGCUUGUAAGCUAGCUGUGUUCUAUUUAAUCAUACAAUUGCCAUUGCAGCAAUUAUGCAAAUGUCAAAUAUUUUCUUUCUGAGAAACUGCGGGUAUGAGUUUACUCUAUGUUUGCUGUUAAAUUUGGGUUGUUAUUAAGUCGAUUAAUUCAACGUCCAACUGCCAACUGUAAUAGACGUCAAUCUAAG